AUGGAGCGCCCUGAGGGACAGCUUUCCGCUCCGUCGGAAAAUGAUUCACCACCAACAGCUUCAACAUCAGAAGUCCUGAGGUCCCACGACCCCCAGAUUCUUGGGGACCGUGGAGCCAAGGCUGCAGGUGACCUUGGCGCCGAAACUCCUGGCGACCAAGACACCCACACUGCGGCGGACUCCAGCGCCCCAGCAGAUGCCGAUGGCGGCGCCCAGGCGGCCGCUGCUCUGGACACCCUGCUGGAGGGGAAAGGUAGGCGGCUGCAAGUGUCCGUCCGCAAGUUUAGCAUCUCCUUUGGGAGAAGCGAACCGCUGCGAGUUUGUCUGUGCUGCGAGCCCGCUCGGGGAGAGAGAAGUGCCGUGACUUGUGUUUCUGUCCAAAGGAUGGAAAACAGUGAUUCUGUGGAGGCGAAGGGAGCCACUGAUGAUGUUAGAGGCCUUUGGGCGCCGUUAGUGCGUUUUUGCGGCGGUGUAUUUGUCACCAAGCGAGGUCGCCUCGCCACGGGACAAAUUGGCCCAACCUCGCGCGUUCGAGGAGCGGUAACGCUGUGCCCUGGUGUCCCUCGUGUGGCCGACCAGAAGGUCGCCCGCCCCUAUGUAGAGGGAGUUCAUUUGGAAGCCUUGAUUGGCGAGGGCCCCGGGCGGUGGCGCCCCGCCGCCCUCCGCACCUCCGCGCCUCCCCAGUCUCCUGGCCGGCCGUGCACGAGGCUGGCCGGCCGCCGCCUCGUGGCCGCUGGCCGGCCGCAGAGGCGUGGCGAGGCGACGCGGGAGAGGCGGCGCGCGCCUGCUACCUGUCGCCGCGCUGUCCGCUCGCCGCCGCCCGGGAGCCCGCUCGAGCCCCCGCCGGAACCCCCCGGGCAGAGAGAAGAGAUGAGUAGAAGCCAGGAUGAACCUCCUCAUGAACUUGAGAACCAGUUUAUAUUGCGUCUGCCUCCGGAACAUGCUUCUACUGUCAGGAAGCUACUACGUUCCAGAAGUGUCUCCAUGAAGGAUAAACUGAAAAUUGACAUAUCUCCUGAUGGACGUCAUGCAGUCGUGGAGGUGGAAGCUGUCUCACUAACUGCUAAGCUGGUUGAUUUGCCUUGCGUUAUUGGAAGCCUGAAAACUCACGAUAAAAACACCUUUUAUAAAACAGCAGAUAUUUCCCAGAUGCUUGUGUGCACUGCUGAUGGUGAUUCCCACUCUUCUCCGGAAGAACCAGCUACCUCUACUGAUCUUAAAGUAAUCGGGAAAGAUGAAAGAGAGGGAGAGAAAAAAUAUGUCUGGAAGCAUGGCAUUACUCCACCACUUAAGAAUGUCCGAAAGAAAAGAUUCCGCAAAACAAAACAAAAGCUCACGGAUGUUGAAGAAAUCAACCUUACUGAGUACAUUGAGUCUCCUGAUGUGGAAAAGGAAGUGAAAAAACUGCUGUGUUCUGAUGCCGAAGCCGUCAGUGCCCGAUGGGAAGUCAUUGGUGAAGAUGGAACCAAGGAAAUAGAUAGUCAAGGCUUCAUCCCUGUCUUUGAGACAUCCCCAGGAAUAAGUGGCUAUAAGCAGGGUGGUGUCUCAUCAGAAUGUGAUACACUUCGGGAGAUGUUCGGUGAUUCCAGCAGUGACAGUGAUGAUGAAGAGGAGGAUGAUAAGGAUGAAGAUGAGGAAGAUGAUUAUGAAGAGGCUCUGGAAAGGGAGCUACAGGCCAAGUUAAUUGAAUCUGACCAGUAUGAGGCCAAGGAAGGAGCCAGUUCAAUAACCGUGGAAAUUCAGAAGGAGAUUUACUACAUGGAGAAAAAGCUCCGAGAGAUUCAGUACAGAGCGGAAAGACAGAAGAAUCUCAUCAUGAAAUUGGAAAACCUGAUGCUCAAGAGUCAUUUACAGUCUGCACUGGAGCGGCUUAAGAUAGAGGAAAAACAAAAAAGUGAGCAGCUUAUUUCCCUGCGGGAGCAAUUGAAAUAUCUUCUGGAGAAGUGAGGAGACCCUUCAGCCUGGGGCAGAAACCUUGGAUUCAC
Molecule: messenger RNA, 1985 nt
Organism: Equus quagga
Lineage: Eukaryota; Metazoa; Chordata; Mammalia; Perissodactyla; Equidae
Gene: TAF7L
Product: TATA-box binding protein associated factor 7 like
Exons: 13
Coding region: 1-1947 (648 amino acids)
Biological process (GO): RNA polymerase II preinitiation complex assembly; transcription initiation at RNA polymerase II promoter
Cellular component (GO): transcription factor TFIID complex
Molecular function (GO): RNA polymerase II general transcription initiation factor activity
Source: RefSeq, a predicted model, not a curated record